Oxyura jamaicensis (ruddy duck) is the source of this 2357-nucleotide messenger RNA. Its product is annotated as transmembrane channel-like protein 2. Gene Ontology annotation, cellular component: plasma membrane. The transcript is spliced from 18 exons. Gene Ontology annotation, molecular function: mechanosensitive monoatomic ion channel activity. Lineage: Eukaryota; Metazoa; Chordata; Aves; Anseriformes; Anatidae. The coding region runs from base 21 to 2357 and encodes 778 amino acids. Gene Ontology annotation, biological process: detection of mechanical stimulus involved in sensory perception of sound; vestibular reflex. The record is from RefSeq and is a predicted model, not a curated record.
UGCAAAAGACAGAGGCUGUCAUGGGGAAGAAAAAGAAAUGCACGUUACAAGUCAUCAUGGAAGAUGCUGGAAUAGAGAUUGAUGGACAAGUCGAGAGUGACACACAGAGUGAAGAAGAUGAAGGAAAGGAGAAGAUAUCUAAGAAACAGACCCGCAGGGAAACUGUCAGAGCAAGUAGACUUGAAAGAAAAAAGCCACAGAGAGACAAAGAAGAAGAAGAAAGCAAAGAGGAAGACAAUUGUCCCCGACAAAACAGAGCUUCUAGGAGAAAAAAACACCAAAAGAAAAAUGGUGAUGGAAAAAAGGCAGAAGUAAAAGAAAGAGACAAAAAAGCUUCUACUAAAGAUCAGAAGAAUUCAGAAAAUAAAGAAAAGAAAACAAUUAAAAAAGGAAAGGAGAGGGAGAACAAACAGAAGAAAGACAGGAAAAACAGUACUUCUUCUGAGUCUUCCAACUCAUCUGAUGAGGAAUCACUGUCAGAGGAAGAUCUUGUGAUGUUGAUGGAGCAGGUAGAGCAAAAGAAAAAACUGAUUUCCACCAUGAGGAACAAGCCCUGGCGAAUGGUGAAGAAGCUCUCAGUGCUCAGGGAGGCGCAAGCUUUUGUUGAGAAGUUUGAAGGAGCCUUGGGAAAAGGGAAAGGCAAAAAGUUGUAUGCAUAUAAGAUGAUGAUGGCAAAAAAAUGGGUGAAAUUUAAGAGAGACUUUGACAAUUUUAAAACCCAGUGCAUACCCUGGGAGAUGAAGAUAAAAGAAGUGGAAAGCCACUUUGGCUCCUCAGUUGCUUCCUACUUCAUAUUUCUGCGAUGGAUGUACGGUGUAAAUCUUGUCCUUUUUGGUUUAAUAUUUGGACUGGUAAUAAUUCCAGAGGUCCUGAUGGGAAUGCCAUAUGGGAGCAUGCCAAGAAAAACUGUGCCCCGGGCUGAACAAGAAACAGCUAUGGAUUUUUCUGUUCUUUGGGAUUUUGAGGAAGUAUCUCUGUUUUUUCAGGAAUCUAUCGUGGAUGAGCAAGAAAGCAACAAAGAUGAGAACAUCCACAUGAGGAGGUUCCUGCGGGUCCUGGCCAACGUCCUCAUCAUAUGCUGCUUGUGUGGGAGUGGCUACCUUAUUUACUUUGUGGUGAAACGCUCCCAGUCAUUUUCCAAAAUGCAAAAUGUUGGGUGGUAUGAAAGAAAUGAGGUUGAAAUUGUGAUGUCCUUGCUGGGCAUGUUUUGCCCCCCCUUGUUUGAAACCAUUGCUGCACUUGAAAAUUACCAUCCACGUAUUGGGCUGAAGUGGCAGCUGGGACGCAUCUUUGCCCUCUUCUUGGGGAACCUCUACACAUUCCUGUUGGCCUUGAUGGAUGACGUCAAUGAAAAACUAGCUGAAGAAGAUGUUGUGAAGAACAUCACAUACUGGAUGCUGCAUGGCCACCACAACUCAUCCACGGGGAACAGCAGUGCUGACACCCUACCUCCCCUUGAUCCUGCAGAUGUGCCGAGGGGACCCUGCUGGGAGACAACUGUUGGCAUUGAGUUUGUAAGGCUCACAGUGUCCGAUAUCCUGGUGACCUACAUAACCAUCCUGGUGGGAGAUUUUAUCCGAGCUUGCUUUGUCAGAUUUGUGAAUUACUGUUGGUGUUGGGACCUAGAGGCUGGAUUUCCCUCCUAUGCAGAGUUUGACAUCAGCGGCAAUGUUUUGGGUUUGGUCUUCAACCAAGGAAUGAUUUGGAUGGGAUCCUUUUAUGCACCAGGGCUCAUGGGUAUAAACGUGCUGCGCUUAUUAACCUCCAUGUAUUUUCAAUGUUGGGCUGUCAUGAGUAGCAAUGUCCCUCAUGAACGAGUAUUCAAAGCAUCCAAGUCUAACAACUUUUACAUGGGACUUUUACUGUUAAUCCUGUUCCUCAGCCUCCUGCCUGUGGCCUACACCAUCAUGUCCUUGCCUCCUUCCUUUGACUGUGGACCAUUCAGUGGAAAGAAAAGGAUGUAUGAAGUCAUUCAAGAGACAAUUGAGCUUGAUUUCCCACUUUUUAUUGCCAAGAUCUUCAGCUACGUGGCAAACCCAGGACUGAUCAUUCCUGCAAUUCUACUCAUGGUCCUUGCUAUCUAUUACCUAAACGCUGUGUCUGAAGCAUACCAGCGUGCCAACGCAGAGCUGAAGAAGAAAAUGCAAAUGAUGCUUGACCAGGUCAUCGCAGACCCAUCUCUGCAGACAUCCUUGUGCAUGCACAUCCUUGGCAUGGAAGCAUUUGACCAGCAGCCUGGCCAGCUCACAGCUGUUACUGUAGUCCAGAUAAUUUGCACUCCUUCAGCUCCUCCGUUGAGGCUUCAUCCAGCAUUUGAAGAUCUAUCCAGAAGAACACACCUUGACCAUGGACUAUGA